GAACAGUAUUUCCAUUGUAUUUCAAAAUGUUAAGACAAUCUUUUUUGCCAAUUUUGAUUUUUAUGUUAAUGGAUUACUCAUGCAAAUGUCAGGACUUAGAGAAGUUUGUUGCUCCUAUACUUAAUCAAAACAUGGCACCAUUGAUGGCGAUAGUAGAUACAACUAAUAUCAGUUCGCAUAUUGUCCGGUCAAUAGAAAUGCCAAUACGAGCAAUUAUUAACUCAACCGUAGAAUUCAAAUACGAAAAGCUGAAAGAAGAUGUAAACAGCAAGUUUGACGCCUUACAACAAAAGAUGGACGAACAUAUGGGAGAUAACCGGAACCAAUUGACUGAAGUUAAACAGGACAUUGCUACUUUACGGAAAGAAAUGGAAGAAGUGAAGAAAUUCGCUACAGCUAUCAGUACUGAGAACAAAGACAUAGCUGAAAAGCUAAAAGGUUUAAUUGCAACAGUGAAUUCAAGAGUUGCCCUUUCAGCAUGUGUUGCAUCUGCGUAUACUGCCGUUCUAUCAUCAGCUAUAAAACUUUCAGAAAUCAAGACUAGCGAAGGGAUCACCAACCAACAUCUAACCUCAUUUAAAUCUAGUGGUGUAUUUGUGUGUGAAGUUCCUGGUCUGUACUAUAUAUAUGUCGUCAUUUUGUCACAAACAAAAAGUGCAAAUGUCAAAAUAUCUAAAAAUAGUAUAGAACUCAUAAACGUUAAUACCAACAAUUAUUAUAACAGAUUCGGAUAUUCUUAUCAAUCAAAUUCUGCAAUUGUGGUGACUGAAUUACAGAAAGGUGACACUAUCGAUAUAAAACCAUCAUAUAAAGACAUGUACAUAUACGGCAGUAGCAAUUCGUGUCUUACAAUAGUGAAAGUGAAAUAAUUUGUGUCAGAAGUUCAAAUUAUAACAAUAUAUAAAUCGAAAGAAUAUACAUGAACACUCCAUUUUUGAUUAGAAAAAUUUAAUUCUUUGGAUGUGUGGAUUAUAGUCAUAGAUUUAGAUUGAUUAUACCUAUCAAAAAUGAGAUAUGGAGUAUAAGUCAAUUGGUAAAUAACAAACCAGAAAUAUAUACAAAGGCUUCGUGAUGUCAAUAUACGAUCUUCAACAACGGACACGUUUCUAUAUAAUAUACUUAGCAUAGCCUUAAAUAGCGCGGGUAUAAAGUA
Molecule: messenger RNA, 1153 nt
Organism: Mytilus trossulus (common blue mussel)
Lineage: Eukaryota; Metazoa; Mollusca; Bivalvia; Mytilida; Mytilidae
Exons: 2
Coding region: 27-869 (280 amino acids)
Molecular function (GO): protein binding
Source: RefSeq, a predicted model, not a curated record